AUGGACGACGAAGUUGUGGGGAGCAUCAUGAGGAGCAUGGCCAGGUCGAGGCCGUCGAGCUACGCGGGGAGGUGCUGGUGGUGCGGGGGGCGCCGCUGCGAGGCCGUGCAGGUGCCCAUCACGCCGCAGGAGCAGGGCAAGAGCCGCCGCCAUGGGAGCGGCGGCGGCGGCGGAUCGAGAUCAACAAGAGAUGGAAGCAGAGGAGGAGCGUCGUCGUCGGCUCAUCAGCACGAGCGGCGGCGGCGGCCGUCGACGUCGUCCUACGACGACCACUCCAGCUACAAGCCUCUCAGCUGGAGAUGCAAUUGCGGCGGAGGCUAG
Molecule: messenger RNA, 321 nt
Organism: Miscanthus lutarioriparius
Lineage: Eukaryota; Viridiplantae; Streptophyta; Magnoliopsida; Poales; Poaceae
Source: the annotation of a GenBank genome assembly